AUGGUGAACAAUCGAGCCCUAUUAAGGAAGGUGUUCUUGCUGCCGUCUUGUAACGUAGCUGUUCAAAGUGUUCGAUUAAAGAAAACUCUUCCGGUGGUGGAAAAGGAUAAGCCCGAGAAACUUCCUUACUCACCCUUCGGCGUGAAGCAAUCGAACUGGGCCGAUUGGACCGUCGCCCGGCUGGAUGACGUGUUGAACUGGGGUCGCAAAGGCUCUAUCUGGCCGCUGACGUUCGGUUUGGCGUGCUGCGCCGUCGAGAUGAUGCACAUCGCUGCACCACGGUACGAUAUGGAUCGGUUUGGAGUGGUUUUUCGGGCCUCGCCCCGGCAAGCGGAUGUGAUCAUCGUUGCCGGAACACUGACGAACAAAAUGGCGCCGGCCUUGCGGAAGAUUUACGAUCAAAUGCCCGAACCACGGUGGGUGAUCUCGAUGGGUAGCUGUGCGAAUGGCGGGGGCUACUACCAUUACUCGUACUCGGUCGUGCGAGGCUGCGAUCGUAUCAUACCGGUUGAUAUCUACGUGCCGGGAUGUCCUCCGAACGCCGAGGCCCUGCUGUACGGGGUUUUACAGCUUCAGAAGAAAAUCAAGCGCAUGAGGACUUUGCAGAUGUGGUAUCGGAAGUAA
Molecule: messenger RNA, 624 nt
Organism: Anopheles coustani
Lineage: Eukaryota; Metazoa; Arthropoda; Insecta; Diptera; Culicidae
Product: NADH-quinone oxidoreductase subunit B 2-like
Exons: 1
Coding region: 1-624 (207 amino acids)
Biological process (GO): mitochondrial respiratory chain complex I assembly; electron transport coupled proton transport; aerobic respiration
Molecular function (GO): 4 iron, 4 sulfur cluster binding; quinone binding; NADH dehydrogenase (ubiquinone) activity
Source: RefSeq, a predicted model, not a curated record